CGCGCUCCUGCGAGCGCGGUCCGAGCUCGCCCCGUGCGGGAGCGCGACCGCGAGUGUGGGCAGGAGCCGGCGCUGCCAGGGCCCUGCGGGGGCUGCGGGAGCGCCAGAGGAGGUCGAACUGCCCUAAUUCACCUGCAAACCGAGACGUGCGUGCCGCAGCAUGUGGCUGUCAUGUGGCUCCUCUGGCACAGACAAAUUCCUGCAGGAGUUUGUCAGCAUGCGCAGGCAUAACGCUGACCCAGUAAGAAGCGUGGAGCAACAGAUCAGCACUCUUUUCGUCCCUGUCAGCAUCCGCUCUUUGUUUGGAGAUAGCGAUGAUUCAGCCACUGGACUAAUCUCAGAUGAGAUGUGUGUUUGCUAGAAAGAGUAAGAUAUUGCAUUUUAUGAUUAGGAAAGAGUUUGUUCAUCACUGUCCUUAAAUUAUUGCCCUCCUCUUGGCCAAUGAAUCAGGAGUAAUGAACUUUGGAACUUUAUGGAGUGUUUUGCCACCAGUGCUUUAUAGGCUGAGUUGUCACACAUAUGAAGUGUGACAGCUGUGCACUUGUAUCUCAAGUGCACAAACACAGUAGAUCAAACACACUGCAGUUCUGCAUCAGCCUGCCAUGGUUACUCUGGCUGUUUCCCCCCCUCUUAUUUAUUCUGAACAAAUUGGACUUUUUGUAACCCUGUUGGCCUUGGAAGCUGAAUGUUUCUCAGUUUUAACAAAAAUGUGCCAGUUGUGAGCUCCAGUGGCUAUUGUGUAACAUACAAGUAAAUGAUACGUAUUCUAGCUAUCCUUUGUCAUCUUAGGAUCAGAAGGGAAUCUUUCUGAUUCAUGCCUCACAGUUCUACAGAUUAUGUUUUUUUUCUUUACAUCAGUGUAACAUAUAAUUUUGCAGUUGUUUUAAGCAGAGACUAUUAAAAACAAUAUUACCAUGGUAAGCUUGUCUUCCACCCAAAUGAGUAACCUCACAAAAAACAUUUUACUGCCUAAUCAUUGUUGACAUUUGGAAGCAACAAGGUUUUAAUUAAUAGUUCUGUUGAUGAUGCAUGAAUUUCAAAAAAUUCAUUUUGAUUUCCACUUAAUUAGCUACAUAAAACUAAUAAGUAGGGACAAUAGAGAUGCGUGUCUCUCAAUGACAGAAGAGGAAGAAAGUACCACAGUCCCUUUCAGGACAUAAAGUACUAUGUUAAAACAAGCCAGUAAGUUCUGUAUUAAUUUUGACUAUGGUGAUCUUUUCCCCUGUUGUACCUUCUUCAGUGAAAAUAAUGUCAUUGAUGUAGAAUUUAGCCCAGAUUGUGACAGUGGCUGUAGCUAGCAAUUGUUUUAUUUAAGUUGGUUUUUUAAGAUUUUUCAAGAUCUUUCCUUUGCUCUUAUUUUUUCUCUGCCAUAAAUGUUAAAGAACUGCUUUUUAUUAGGCAUUUUGUUCCAAGAAACAGUCCUGGAAACUAAGCAGCAAGGGGUGACAUAAAAAGCUUCAACUUCUUUUCUCCUUUUUAUGUUAUUUCUUCUGUAUGUACAUACUUCUCUUUCCAAUACAGAAUUCUUCUGUAAAGCUAUUUGGUGAAAUUAUUGAGAAACUGACCUAAAACCAGUAAUGCUGGAAGUUUGGUUUUUUUGUUUUUGUUUUGUUUUGGUUUGAUUUGGUUUUUGCUAGGGAAGUUAUUUAUAAACAAGAGGAAAAAAUUAGAGUGAUACAUACAGGGAAAUACCUGUUCCUUGGAGUAGAAGAUUGAGGAUCUGAGAGUUCCUUGGACGUAAAGCGAAGUUCCUGACUUUCAAGGAGUCUAAAAAGCUAACCAGUGAGUUUGCCUCAUAAACUCCUACAACGUGCUUGAAGUCUUCUAACUCAUUGUUAAUGCUGCUAGAGUAAGGGAUUUAGCUUUCAAGUAGUAAACACAGAAGAUUUCAGGGCUUGAGGGGAGAGUCAGAGUUCAGUAAGACAGGUUAAAAUAACUAAAGACUGAAGCAACAAUCUGCAACCUAGUUGCAGUCAAGGUCUGUGGAUUUUUUUCCUUGGUGAAAAUUGAGCAGAGCUCAUGAAGAUCCCAUUUGCAGCAUAACGCUGCUAAUUACGCCUUUUCUCAGUAGGACGUAGGUGUAUUUGUGUUUUCUCAUUGUGGCUACUCCCUGCUCACUUGAUAUGAUGUUCUUGGACCUGGGAGACUUGAGUCUGAAGCUGUAACAGUCAUGAAUCAAGCAGUUUCUCCUACUCUUUCAGCUGUGCUGCGUGCUCGGUGAGCAAUCCUGAUCCAUGAAGUGCCUUGAGAAUUCUUCAUCUCAGCAUCAGACAUCCAUGUGAAAGCUAAUGUGGAAAGCAGUGACUCUCCCAAAGUUUAGCACAACAUGGUCACGUUAGCUAAGUGAUGGGAAGCAGGUAAAGUACAGGACUUCUGUGAGGAAGGUGCUGGAUCCUGCUCUCCAGUCUGCAAAUCAGUAAUACUGCAAGUGAGUGUGUGACGUGCACGUCUGGGAGGAAGCGGGGCACUUGGUCUGAAAAGUCAUUUGUCAGAAGGUGAUUCAAGUGCAGUAAUUACAGGAGCUGCCUCUGGUACCUCUGCUACUGUUGCACAAAGUUAGCUUUGAACUUCUUUACCAAAGGAGAAAUAAACUACACUUACUCUAAAUACUUGAUCGCUGUUGUUCAACUCUGAAACUCUUGAAUAGGAAAAAAUAGGUGUAGUAUUUUUUCCAUGUACUGCUCGUGAGGCAAUGUUCCAAAGAAAAACCUGCUUGCUACCCUUUUUGUAUGUGAAUAUUCUCUGUGCAAGCUUACUAGUACAUCUGAAGCAUGUCUCCUUUGAAAGUUACACUGGUGGGUACUGAAUGGAACUGAGGAAAACUGGCUUUUUGUGUUUCAGUUUCUUUUGUCUCCAAGAGGAAAGGCUGUAAUUGGAAUAUAAAUAAUUUUUUUUUUCCCUGAAAUGAAAUGUCGGCAGCUUUGACCAUCCGACAGUAAUUGGCUUCCUGAUAUUCCACUUGCAAAUGAUCUUUAACUGUUAAACGAGAGUCUUUCUAUGCAACUGAACUACACCUUAUAGUCACGAUUUCUUCACUGGCACUUUGAAUAAUUGUGAUGUUAGAGGUUUUUUCCUUCUAAUUAUGAAUUCUAAAAUUAGAUCUAAAAACAAGAGUGGUGUUGUUUUCUUAAAUGAGGUAAUUUUGUCUUGUUUUGGCUUAGAGUGCAGCUCCACAAACGGUUGCAUCAGCACUAACUGUGGAGUAAACUAGCAAAAUGGUAGAAGGAGUUAGGUGAACAAAAGGACAGGAAUCGCUUAGUCAGGCUUUGCUACUGGAAAAAAUUGUAAUGUGGAACCAUUUAUCAUGUUAAACCUCAGUCAUUUAUUAAAUGUGUCUAAAUAUUCUCUUUUUCAGCAUGAUACUUUCACAGAAGGGAUUUGCAGAAACAGAUAUGUUACAUAAGUAAACCUGAUUUUCUGCAAGAAAACUAUUUUUUUUAUGUGCUUAUGGUGUUUUUAGAAACAUUUAAGAGCAAUGAUAUUAUGUUUUUUGAUUAGACAAAACCUGAAGACUUCUGACUGGGUUUCUAGUGAUUCUUCUUUAAUAUUAGAAGUGCAAACUGCAUCUGGAAGACUCUAAAAGAGUAGCAACAUCGUGAGUGUUGUAAAAAGUUUUGUGUUUGGGAAGGGAAGGGAUUUUUAAUUAAAUCAGUGGACUUAGAUCAUUUGGAAUCAUCUGGGGACAUGAUGAAGCAGGCAGCUGAUAAAUAUAUAAGGUAUUGGAUGAUGUCAUGUGAAGGCAGAAUUAGGAUGUUAUCAGAGCCAGUCUGGCAAAAUUUGUCCCUUUUAGCAGCAUUUACUUUCAAAUACGUUGGGCCCAGUGCAGUUCCACUUUCUUAUAAGUCAUCAGAAUUAUAUAAAUGUAAUCUUAGAAGUCCUGAUUUGUAUUUGUAAUCAAUAACAGCUGUAAUAUUUAUGUUAGCAUUACAGUUAGUGCUGUGCUUCUUGGUAUAGUGGCACUUCUUGUAUAUAUUUAAGAGGAGUCUCACUUGUUUAGACACAAAGAUACAGCACUUGCAAACACUUAAACAACGCUUUUGCUAAAUAUGCCAAAAAAGUGGAACCAAAUUCUCCAAAUCAUGAGACUUAUUCCAUAUCAAAAAUUCUAAAAAUAAUUAUUUUUUCCCCAUUCACAUUUGCUGUUCUUUACACUUUAAUUUUCAGUGACAGACAGCGAAGUGGUUGUGAGUUUACAAUAACUCAAUAUGUAAGGUAUCCUUCCCUCCUACUAUUUACACAUUUCUUGCUUGUUGGCAACAUUGUUUUCUGUGUAUAGUCUUUGGAAGUGGGGGAGGAGGUUGUUUUUAAAAAUUUGUUUGGGUCUAAACACCAUGUAUUAAUUUAAAAAUCAAAGUACCAAUUUGUAGGGAAAAUGUUUUCUCUAAUAGGCAUGAGCCACAGUGCUAGCAGAUGUUUCUUUAACCUGCUACAUCUGAGAGCGUGUCUGGAGGGCUGGUGUGUGUGGCUUUGAUGACACAAGCUUUGGUAACCGUUUGGGUGCAUUCUGAGUGUGCUUUUAUGAAGCAAGGACUUUAGUAGUAGACAGCACCAAAAUUACAUAAUGCAACUUGUUGUAAUUACUGGGUAGAAUGUUCAGGGAGCAGUUCCUGUAACAUCAUGUAAAAUAAUGCUCUUCUGUCUAUUCAAAAGGCCAGGAGAAAGAGACUACUGUUUUACUUAAAAGUAUUGAGUGUCCUGCAGGUCCUUUGAAUGCCUCAGCCUCUAAAAAUAAGGUCUUUUUUUAAAAACAUUCCUAAAAAUAGACUUGAAGUCUAAUAUUAAUCUCCUGGAAAUACAUCUUCAGAUCUGUAAUGUUAAGUGAAAUUUGCAGGGUACUCGGAGGUUAGAAUGUAGGAUUCUCUACAUAUUCACUGCUGCUUCUUGACUGGGGUUUUCCUGAGCUUUCCAUGUAAGCAUCUGUAAGGAGGAUGAGGAGAAAUGGACAUUUGUUUAGCCUUUCCUGGAUUCCUGCUGUCAGAAAACUGGCCAUUGCUUGUGCAGGGAGAUAGCCUGGUCUCACCUAUCAGCUCAUUUCUGUGCACAGCUCUUCCUCUCAGACUGAAAACCAGGUAGUUGUGGGGCUGCUGCUGCUGUCACAGGUCAUGUUCUGGAUUUCAGUGCUUAGCCCUCAGCACUCUUAGGCUUGAGAAAAGGGUGUCUCGCCCUUCUGUGCUCUCUGCAUCCUCUCUUUCUGAGCAUACAAAACACAGCAGAAUUGACACUCUCCAAUGUAAGGACAGGUUCCCGAGUUGAAAGCAAGGAGAAUUUUCUGAGCUGUUUAGGUUUCUAAAGGUCUAUCAUUGAAUUAAUGACAUGCUGGAGCCAGAAGGCGCUGGUCAUAUUAAAAGAGAAGGGAAGAUGUGUUCUGGUUUUGUUCCACAUGGUCUUUCAUUUUCUUUUCCUCCCAUUUUCCUUCUGUCCUUUCCAUAUGCAGUUGUGUUUAAAAAUAUGUCUUUUAUUGACCAUUGUUUUGUGGAUGCUGCCAGAUAUGGCUGUAGGUUUGGGGAUUUGACCAAGUUCUAUAAAAGUCAAUUGAAUGUAAUGACUCCACUAGCUGCCAAUGAAGAUAAAUUGAAUUCUUUGUAGAGUUUGCAAGGGCUGCCAAAGGUAUCUCAUUUCUUUAUUUUAAUUUUUGUAUGUCUGUGUAUAAUUCUUGCAACACAAAGUAUUAAAAUUUUGAAAUGUGAAGUUUCAUUCUAUUUCUUCCAUCUCUUAAUUAAAAAUAUGUAAGAUGUCAAGCACAGUAAACCUGUUAAGAAAAAGCUGACACAGUUAGAAGUCCAGUUAUGGCCAAUAUAACUUGCCUUCUGCACUGUACUUUAACAGUCUUUAAUUAUGCGAUAACAUAAAAUUUAAACACAGAUACCCCUCACUUACAUUUUUUUCAUCAGCCACAGGUGACGUGUAACACUGUUCUAUGUUUGACAGUACAAGAAAAGAAUGUCCCUGCCUAUAUUACAGUUUUAAUGAAUGUCAGGAAAUUAUAAAUCAUUUGCAUUAGUUACUGUGAAUUUAAUGCAUUGUUAAGGUGUCAAGAGACUUAGCUGGUCGAUUCCCGUGGCUGUGAAUUAAACAGUGAUAAUGAGACAAUUACUUAGUUAAGUUAUGAUAUUAAUUAUUUUGCUGAGUUGUGAUUAAUAUAUUAUUAAAAAGAAAAAAUAUUAUAUAUGUGGAAACAUGAGUUUUUAUGGCAGCUUCCAAUUUACUAACACUGACCAAAGUCAAAUAAAUAAUAGAAAUAAUUUCCAAAGAGGGAUCUUACAAGUGAUUUCAUACCCUUUUUAGAAUACUUUCAAGAAAAAAUACGUUGUUUUCUUGAUUGUAUCUUUGUGUUUGAGGACUGGUACAAUUGUAAAUACAAGCAAUUCUUAAGUAGCUAAUAGUCAAACCAAGAGCUUGUAUAAGUCUUGAUUUUUUUUUUCUCCUUUUGUUUUACAUUUUUGUAGUUAAUAAUCAGGUAAUGAGAAGCCUUGAUUCCUCUAACUUCCACAGUGGUGAUGGGGAAAAGAAGUACAGUGUUCUCAUCCAGAUUACUUAUUUUUUGUUACAACGUAAAGGAGUUCUUCAAGACAGAUGCUAUGCAAAAGUCAUGAAACAACUGUUCCUGUUUUAAGGAGAUCUAUUGGAAUAUGCAUUUUUUUAAAAGAAAGAAUAAUUACACAAGGUUUAAAGCAUUACCUGCUCCAGCACCUGGCUUUAAGUAUUUUUCCCUAGGAUAACUUGACAUAGAAGAGUUUGUUUGGUGUCCAUUUGGCCUGUAUACACGAGCAUCAAAUUUGAAUUCUGAACACCAUGGACUUGCUGCAUGAUAUGUCUGCUAAAUCCAGUGAGUCAGAGAAGUCCAGUCCAACACUUAGUGCGUAUGUGUGGGGUAUAGUGUGUCCAGAACACACCCAAAUUGUGUGCUGCAGAACAUGGCAUUGGAUUAGAACAUCUUGGUCUGCAUAUGAGCUUCCAGUGGUGAGAUUCCUGCUUCCUCUGGGGCAUAAUUUCCACGUAGAAAAAGAGGACAUCGCCAGAGGCACUCCAGGUGUGUAAUGUCCCUUACUCAGCAAAUCAAAUGAACAGGUGCUGAAAUGUUGGCUCUUCAAGCAGUCCCAGUAGAAUUAUUGCAGAAAAAUGUGCAUGUUUACAACAAAAUGAAAGUGGGAAACACUGAAAAAAAGCCCCAAAGGCAACCAAGAUAUUCUAAUUCGAGUAUAUCACAAAGCAAUUUUUCUGCAAUUUUUUUAGUUAGACAGUAUAUUUGAUGCAAUUCAUAAGGUGACUUUUCAAACCCACUUGAAAUGUUUGCAUUUUCAUGGUGAGAUUCUUCCAUCUUAGCAUAUAUAUCACAAAGUUAUUGGUUAUUCUUGGUUUUAUAUUCAGUACUUUUCUAGUAUUUGUAGAUAGCUGAGUAAGUCAAACACUCAGAGUGAGUGUUACUCAUCAGCAAAAAUGGAUGGUAUUGAAUAGUGUCAUUGGAAGCAGAAGCCUAAACAAAAUUCCCCACUUGAUUUGAAAGGCAAGCUUUAUUUCUGCAUUUUAGCACCGAUGUAUUUAAUGUAGUUUUUUCUCUUUUUGUAUGUUUCUUACCAGGAUUGCUGUCUUAAAUCUUAGGCUUGAAAGUUGACUGUAUAGAGCAUGAUCUUCCUAUUAUUGAGUACUGUAUUUGAGAACUAUGUGGAAGAUAAUUUUUUUUAUUAGGUUUUUUUGAUGGAUUUCAACAGCACUUAGACAUAUAUAAAGUGAGCGUGCACCAGGUUUGAUUGUUUCCUUGUGCUGCCAAGUAAUUUUCCUUCCUUGUUUGCUCAAGGCUUUCACGGAUCAACAGAGGAAUCAAAAAUCGCGAAAAGUGAUAGAAAUUUUUUUGCCAAAAUCUUAAAAAUUGACAAAACGCUCAGAGGAAAUCAUGUUGUCUGAAGAAGGUACUUAACCUUUUCAGGCUAGUAUAUCUGCCAUUAAAAUAUCCUUACAAACCACUCUUUCCACGCUGUGGUGUGUGCUGGAAGAGGCACAGUUAAAUGCUGUGCAGCUGCUAUGGCAUGUGCCAAAGUUUAGACUGAGCUAAGUGAGGCUUAGAAGCUAUCUUUAGCAUACAGAUGAGUGAUACUAUCCCAAGCAUGCACUCUGUCUUCUUACCUGAAAAUCUGAUGCUAUCACAUAAAAUAACAAGUAUCAAGCAGCACUGUUUUGUUCUCUACAUGAAUUAUGCUGAUUUUAAUUAUCAGUCAGAACAUUAAAAAACAGAUCGCUUUCUGACCCUUUGCAUGUUGAAUUGUUGGGAAAUAAUUUGUUUGGUUUUUGCACUGCUUGGCACCAAUUUCAUGCUUUUCAGUUGUAUGCCAUUACAAAGUACAUCUUCUUCCAUUUUCCAAUGUUCUGACAUCAUCAAAUUCUAGUCACUACCCAGUUCUUCAGUGCUCUUGUUGCUAAGAGCCUCAACUCACAAGGCAAAAGGAAGUAUGUGCAUGUGAAGAAAAAAAUCUGGUAUUAUUUCCAGCUUCUUCCUGCUGUUUCUGGUGUGGUCCAUGUUGGAGGUUAGGGAACCAAGAAGUUGUGUUAAUCUCAGAGCUCUCUGGUUUAAGCCUUUGAGAAUGAAAUGGUUUCUAGACCCUCAGCUUGCAGAUCUUAAAGAUGCAGCCAGAUGCAGCUUUGUUUACUAAAGAGCCAAGGACACAUUGAACAAAGCUGCAGAACUGCCUCCUUUAUAACUCUUUGUGAAGGAAUAUCAGAGGAAAGAAAAUGCAUCGAGGAAUGUGAGGUGGACAGUGAAGGAAGCUAGGGGAGGAAGAAAAUAAAGUGUCAGAGAAGGAGAAGGUGAUAAGAAAAAAACUGUAAAGUGGAAGACAGGGAAAAGGGAAAAGAGAAAGGCAGAAUGACCUGGAAAAGAAAAAAAAGAGAUGGUGUUCCUGUGAGUUCUGUGGAUCAUACUCGGCACAUCUGUCUUAAUGUGGUUUGAUGUUUUGUCAUAAUGCUGAUAUGGUACAUCAGUGUACAGUGUAGUGGUUUGUAAUGCAGCAGAUUAACCUCACAAUGUGCUGUUUUACAGGUCCUCAAUAGCUUCUGGAGGGUUACAAUCAGGACAAUAAUACCAAUAGAGAGGGUAAUGCUGCAGGUGAGGUGUAAAUAGAUGAAAGAGACAGCAUGUGAUGAGAGACAUAAAUGGAGAAGACAGAAAAACUGGAAGAAAACUGAAGAAGGGACAGGAAGAGGUUCAUGAACAGACAGCUUUCCAGAAACAAGCCUUUGUUCUUUUAUGGACAGCUGAAGAACAAUGGCUUCCUUCAGCAACCUGACUAUUGGCAUUGCUGUUGCCAGUUUUACUGUAUUUCAGCUCCUCUUCCAUGUUGUAAGUUCCUGGGUGUCAACACGAAUAACACCUGGUUUUAAAAAUCUCAGCCAAAAAAGGAAGAUUGAAUGGAAUUCAAGGACAGUGUCCACAUUGCACGCCUUGGUGGUUGGAGGGUUUUGCCUGUAUAUUUUGUUGUACGAUGAUGCUGUUAAUGCUGACCGUAUCUGGGGUGACCCUUCAAUGGUGAAGCUGAAUAUUGCUAUUACCACAGGCUACCUCAUUUCUGAUCUGUUGCUUAUUAUUUGCUACUGGAAGGCAAUUGGUGACAAAUUUUUUGUAAUACAUCACUUGGCAGCUCUGUAUGCUUACUCCUUUGUACUGAGCAAAGGUCUGCUGGCUUAUUUUGGAAACUUCCGUCUACUUGCAGAGUUCUCCACUCCUUUUGUCAAUCAACGGUGGUUUUUUGAAGUACUGGGAUAUCCCAAAUCUUCAAAGGCCAACAUCAUCAAUGGUGUGCUGAUGACAGUUGUGUUCUUCGUGGUGAGGAUUGCCGUCAUGCCUAUAUAUUACAGCCACGUAAUUGCUUCAUUUGGAACAGAAGCUUUCCACAGAUUAGGAUUUGCAGCCCAGAGCGCCUGGAUUAUCUCAAGUGUUGUCUUGGAUGUUAUGAACGUGAUGUGGAUGUUCAAAAUUGCAAAAGGAUGCUACAAAGUGAUUUGUCUUAUUGGACGCAAGGAAGCCAAAACUCACAGAAAUGGAAAAUCUGCCUAGAAAUCGUACAUGAAAUGAAAUUUCUGCUAUGAAAAUAAUUUGGGUUCACUGAAACAGUGCACAUUUCUGCCAUGGAAUGCUCCUAUUAAGGAAACAAGGUAUUACCUCUGUACUGACCUUACUCUUUCCCUAGCCACACUGCCUGCACACCCAGGGCCACGCUUUACGGAUCCUGUCCCGUGAGGAAUAAAAACAAAAGCUCACACAGAUGAGUUUCACGUGUCUGUUCUAAGCAGUUACAAACUACAGAAAUCAGAAAGGAGUAGACUGGUUACUUGCUUGUCGUCCACCAGUGUGUUCGAAGUGUUUCACUCAGGUUUCUCAGAUUAAUGUGUUUUAUAAAUCCAGUGAAUACUGACAUAUCUCUUUUUUUAGAAAAUGAAAAAUUCCCCAAACUCCUGAUAUGGUGCAAUUUUCCAGUCACGUUUCUAUGUUUUCUUCUAGGAAUAACAAUCAAGAUUUCAUUCUUGACAACUUUUUAAUUUUUGCAAGUAAAGCUAAAAGUUUGGCUUUGAUUCUGUGAAGUCUUUUACUGCUUCUUGUUCUACCUUAUAUGAAUCAAAACAUUUUGGGAAAUUUAUGAAAUAAUUUUAUCUAAAAUGCUGUAUUAUAAGACUACGUAAUAUCUUAAAAAUGGUUAAAAUUCACAUUUUGAUGGGAAGAAUUCACACUUGCUGUGCUAGAUUACAUGCAAUAGUACAUCUUCUAAGUUGCCCAUAGAAUUUUUUUUUGUAAAUUAAUAUGGUAAAUGAUAUGUGGAAACGAUGUAAUUUUUACUGGAGUGCUUUUUCCUUUGCUGCUACUACCUUUGAGAAGUGCUGCAACUCUCCUUGGAGUAUUUUUAACCCUUGGCUAUUUGGAUUCAGAGUUUAGUUUCAGAGGGAUGGAAUUCUUCUAUAUACAUGACAUAUACCUUCCAGUAAUGCUUUUUUUUCUUUUUUUCACACAAAUGUAAUAUUUGAUAUGAAGUCUUGAGGGUUUUUGUCACAUUUUCCACGUAGAUCAAGUCAGAAAUCUGAGGUGUUGACUAAAAACAUUCUUGAAUUAACUGUGCCAAACUUCUGUAAAGCUGUAUGGUAAUUCUGUAGAAGGAACAGUUCACCUCCAUAGACACAAAUUUUUAUUUUUUAAACACACAUUUGUCAAUAGGUACUCAGUUCCUCCUUCUCUGAACCUGAAGGUUUGGAGGUCAUCAGAGAGGAACCUUAUCAUCUCAGAAUAGUCUUAAAUCUAACUUAUAAUACAAUUUGAGGAAAUUCUGAGUUUUGUUUUAUUUUAAAAUGAUUUUGAGAGCUAUAUUUAUGUGUAAAUUGGUUUUGUUUACUUUUAACCAUAUUGGAAUCAGGACUGAUUAACUUCUAGUAUUUUUCCUUGACGUAGUUUUGCUUUGUUUUGUUUUGUUUUUUUUUCUUCACAUUACUUGUUAUUUGUUGCAACUUCUGGUAAGGCGUGCUAAAAGCACCCAUUUUCACUGAGACUUUAGUGCAAAUCCCAAUUAUUGUGGCAGUCUGUUUAUUUUUAAGGAAAAAGACAAAGCAUUUACCCUGAGUAGGAUGAUAAGUCCCUCUGACAAAGCUGGACGAUGUGAGCGCUCCCUCUGCAGUCGGAGGUGUGCGUGCCCUGUGCUGUGCACUCUGCUGAGGGACUCGAAUGAGAUGUCUGUAAGAGCCCAGGAGGACUCCUUAGGCUGAAAUGCCUUAUAACCAAGGCAGCUGCAAUGACUUGAGUAGCCCAGUUAAAAUGCUGUCAGGGAGUAUUGUUUGGACAAGUGCAACACUCACUUUUAAAAGCCUAAUUCCGCUGUUUAGCUGGUCAGGCUUUUUUCCCAAUCCUGCCUAGUUAGUGGAGAAAGCAAGGAUUGUUAGUACUCCUGGUUUUUGCAUUCUGUGGUUAUGAAUACUUCACAGGCCUGCAGACAAAAGAUCUGUUUAUGCCUUGGGAGAGUUGGCAAUUAAUCUGCUGAGCUGUAUGAUUUGCGUGAGCGCAGCACCUCAUUUGGGUGCUGCUAAAUCCAUAGUCUUUUAGAGUUGAUCCUUUGUAGAAAGAAACCGAUUCCCUUUUAUGCUAAUCUGCAGAACCUGGUAUCUUUUCAAAUGUGAUUUCAGUCAAUCUAAUGCAAAAUUUAGGCUUCAUAAAAAGGCUUUGUGUGUCUAUCACCUUUGUGAUUUAAAGGUAUAUAUGAAGUACUUUUUUCUUGUGGUUUUAAAAUCCCUAGAUCAGAGAAUUGUUUUGUAAUAGCUUGUUCCUUUCUAAAACAAGUGGAGUAAAUUGAAACAUUUUGGAGAAUAUGUUUGAAAGCAGAAGUCUGCUUCUGUUAUUUGGAAAGUAGGAUGAAAAAAGUCAACAAGGUAAUUUGGAGCAACUUUUAAGGUGAUAACUCAUGAAAAUAUUCUGAAAUUCAUAAUUUCUUAGCAUUAAUCUUUAAUAUUUUGAUAUUUUAAAUAUUUUGUUCUUUGUGGAGACCAUUUAUUAAAAUGGUCUAUUUCUUCCACUUAUAGAUAGACUUGUGUCUGAUGGGGGGGGUGAAGUAAGUAAAGCUAAAAUAAAAUUAAUGUUAAAACUUUAUUUAAAAGUAAAAACAAACAAACAAACUCUGCAUAAUACACUUUGGGCAACAAUCCAGAAUUGAAGGGCAGUGAAAUAACUCUUUUAAAACAGCUAGUACCUUGGAUCGCUGUACAAAUUUAGUGUAAUUAAAACUCUAUUUUGCAAUGCAUUAGGUUUAAAUUUUCUAACUUUUUUUAAACAAUAUUACAAUUAUGGCCUGAUGCAUCUGCUGUGCAUCAGAAGACAAUUUUUUUGUGAAAAAAACUAUUAAGAGCUGUGACUUUGGCAAAGACUUUAGUAAACAGGGUGCAAAGCUGUGAUGUACUGAAUACAGUAGUACCGGGCACUUUUUGCCUACUAUUAAAAGCUUAUAAUACAGCAAAUUAGAUAGCUGCGGCACCCAGUUUUUUAAUUGCACUUUAUUAAUUUGAAAAAUGUGGUGAAAUAUUGAUGAAAUUCAGUGUUGAAAGCUUGUGUCUUUCUUAUGCAAAAAAAGUAAAUGCAUGAUCAGUAGCAUCGUAAUAAUUGCUUUUGAAUGUAAUAUCUUAUUAGUGGCUUAAAACUUAUAUUUUUAACAGAUGCAUUAUAAAAGCAGACUCUUGGCAUGUCACCAGGUGUCUUUGCUGUGGACAUAUCAAAUGGAAGGAGUUAAUAUUGUAAAAAUACCCAGCUAUCUUAAUUUUUUUUUCUUUUCCAUUCUUCAAUACAAGGUGACAUCAGUUUGAUGAUCAUGGGAGAGACUAUUUGUAGUGGUAGGGCUGUGUGUAGGAAUGCAAGUUUCCCUUUUUUAUGACAUUACAUUUUCAUCAAAGGAUUAGUAAUUACCACUUUCAGAACUACUACAGGGAAUGGUAGGUCAAGUUCUGUUUUUGUAGUUGAUUUGCGGAAUCAGUACUUGCAGAAAGGAAAUAAACUUCAAAUACUCAUUUUCUCAAUGAGUGUUUCAGUGGAUUUUGGUGAAGUCGAGAGCCUCACACUACAGAGAUGCUUUAUGUUAUCUGAGCGAAUUCUUCAGUGGUAAGAAUUACAUUACUGAAACCUACUCUACCUCUAUACAUACAUACUAUCUUGCGUGAGCUCAAUAACUUAAUAACUUAAUUGCUUAAAAAAUAGAAUCUGUUGAGAAAUUAAAUAUAUCCUAUGCACGGGAAAAUGAGGGUAACUGACUUCAUAUACAAAUUCUUAAGAAUUCCAAAUUUUGUACUAAAGCUGACUAAAAAUUAGUCAAAGUGUUUGGAAGAGAAUAACUUUCAUCUUUACUUAAAAUGUUGUGGGAGAAGAUUACUUAUACUGCAGAACAAACAUUAGCCUAAAAGUAAAAGCUUACACAAGCAAGCAAAGGCAUUUAGGCAGGUUUAAAGAGGAGAGGUGGAGAAGACUUUGAGAACACCCAUAGAGAUCCAGAUGUCUUCCUACUGCUGUAGUUGGGACAACAGCAGUUUGAUACAUAGCAGAAAGGUUUAGGUGGUUCUGUAUCUCUGUUCGCAGUGGAAAAUGAAACUACUCUUUAAAAUUUUAAAGCUGUAUAAAAUGGGAUAUCAGUUGUUGAUUACUAUAUGAAGAGGACUUUUCUCAUGGCCUUGUGUGUGUUUAAGCAUAUGUAUAUACAAGUUUUCUGUAAAAGACCACUUAGAGAAGUUUGUAAAAUUGUUUUGUGAUGCUUCUGCUGAGCCAUUCAGAGAAAAAUAAAGGGCUGCUUGACAAUUUCUCGAGUUUAGGGUCUGGUGCAGUGUUGGCUGCCGGGGAAAGCCAUCAAUAAAGCAAAUAGAAAGGGAUUAGAAUUUUUAGAUUAGAAAGUGCAAAUGUAGGAGACUUUGAAAAGUAUCGCAGCCCCCUUUCGUAUUUUUAAUUGCCUACUGUACAACAACAUUUUCUGGCUAUACGGAACUUCAUGACAGAAAGUUUGCUCCUGGUCAAAUUUCUCUAUGGAAUACAGCUGGAAAAAGAACAGUAUUUAAUUACUGGGAUUCUGACAGCAGUCAAAUGGAAAUAAUUAUGAUAUUUAUGGACUUUUAACAUUCAUCUAAACCUGGAUAAAAUCUCUGUUGGAUAGGUGAAGGUCUUAGGAUUUUCUGAAAGCAAUUUGAAAGUUCUUUUUAUGGCAGAAAAGAUGAAAGAGGUGCUGCUUGGGUUGUUUAGAAAUCUGGGAUUAUGCAUCAAAUCAUACUUUUAGGUAGUAACACUUCGUAAUGGUUCUUACCCAUUAAAAAUUUCUACUAGCUACCUCCUUUGACAUUCUUGCUCUAUUUAUAAUAACCAAGCACUUUAUAGCUCAGUAAAGAAUGCAAGGUAGCUAUGAAAAAUAAAUUGUAUCAUUUGGUAUAAAAAAUACUUUGGCAAAAUUUCUUCUGAGAACAAUUUCAUUGUGUGAUGUCCUGUACUGAAAGGCCAUCUGUUUAUAACAAAGUACAUACAUUUUUAACCUAGCUGUAAUGUAAAAGAAAUGUCUUCAAGAGAGCGAAUUAUGAAGAGUUCAGCAUGGCUUGUUAUCAACCAUAUAAUGAUUCAGUGUGCUAUUUAUAACUUCCUACUUACUGAAAUUGAAAAUAUAAAAGCAAAUAAAAUAUUCUGUAUUGUAUCUUUAUUUUUAAUCUAUGUGUGGGAUGUCAAACAUUGUACUUGUCUUGUGGACAGGACAUGCUUUUAUGAGCCUAUAAAUAUUUAAGUAUAUGAGAAUCUGCACCCAAGUGGAACAUGUUGCAUGUAAAUUGUCUUCUAAGUUUUUAAAUUUUGGUAUUUUUAAAAAUUUGCUAAGUUUGAAAGCAACAUUUAAAUAUUAAUACUAAGCUGUAAUACAGAACGCAACAUUUUGAAUGCAAUAUGGCAUAUAUUGGUUUUGUUUAUUGUAAUCCUAUUCCAGUUUCACAAGAGAAAUCCAUCAAAUGAUAGGGGGAAGGGAGGAAAAGGGCUAAUCAUGAGCUCGGCUAUAUAAUUUGCACAUUUAAUAUGCACACAUCCAAAUAUCCUGGAUUUGUUUCUAGCAUGCAUAUGUCAAACAGUGUUUUCUUUAAUAUUGACAGGUACCUAUACAUGUGGAAUAAUUUAACCCAUAAGCACAGCUAACCUGUUAUAAAACCAAAUUAAAAAACCUGUUGGGAACAAAUGAGUUACAAGUUAAGCAUAAGUAAUGGAGCCUGUAAUUAAAAAAUAUUUAUACCUUCUACCUAAGAAGAAACUUGAUAAAUAUAUCUAAUUUAUGUGCAGAGUGAGGAUGAAAACUGUAGAUUCUGCUAUACUGAUUUCUGGUAAACCUUGACAAUCUGAUUUGCAGUAAAUACUAAUACUAUCACAAAAUGUCAGGACCACAUUAUUGAAUUCAACUAGUAAUGUGACCUGAUUGUAGUAGCAAUCCUUAUCAUGGCACAAGAACUUAAAAAUGCAAUAUAACAAUUCUGCAGAUUGGUGAUAAAUGUAAUCAGUCGUAGUAAGGCAAAUGAUUAAGUAUUGUGGGUUUAAAUUUACUUUUUAUUACAAGAAAGAAUCUGAAUUAUUUGUUUGCAUUUCAGUGAUACUGUAAGGCAUUUCUAUAUUUGUUUAAACAGUUUAGGAGCUUGCAUAAAAUGAUAUUGGCUGAUUUUUUUUCCCCUUUGAUAUAUGCAAUAAUGUCAAUAAGCAAUAAAUUGCAUGUUGUAUGCAAGGUAUUGGUACUUCAUAAUAAAGGAAAGGAACACAGUU
Myiozetetes cayanensis is the source of this 16267-nucleotide messenger RNA. RefSeq names its product TLC domain containing 4 (gene TLCD4). The record is from RefSeq and is a predicted model, not a curated record. The transcript has 8 exons. Gene Ontology annotation, biological process: lipid homeostasis. NCBI's taxonomy places the organism in Eukaryota, Metazoa, Chordata, Aves, Passeriformes, Tyrannidae. The coding region runs from base 9257 to 10045 and encodes 262 amino acids. Gene Ontology annotation, cellular component: membrane; endoplasmic reticulum.